Lodderomyces jiufengensis is the source of this 858-nucleotide messenger RNA. RefSeq lists its product as uncharacterized. The transcript has a single exon. The coding region runs from base 1 to 858 and encodes 285 amino acids. NCBI's taxonomy places the organism in Eukaryota, Fungi, Ascomycota, Pichiomycetes, Serinales, Debaryomycetaceae. The record is from RefSeq and is a predicted model, not a curated record.
AUGAAUAUUCAAAUCUCACAUUCAACUGAUUGGAAAGUUAUUAGUAUAAUUCAAUUAGCAUUUUUUAUAUUAUUGAUGAUAUCAUUUGUUUUAAUAACUUUGGUCCAAAUUAGAAAAGGUAUAAGUUUAACAUCAAUUAGAGGUUUUUUCAUUUUUUUAAUUGUUUUCCAAUUAGCUAAAAUAGUUGGUGGUAUAACUGGUAUAAUUUUAUUAGAUUCUUCAAAUUUUAAUCAGAAUGUCUUCAUUGCAACUUAUAUAUGUGAUUCAAUUAGUUAUGGUUUUAUUACAAGAGGUGUUAGCUCUUUAAUUCAACAUAUGUUAAAUACUAAAGAUCAAGAUCUGCAUCAACGUACAUCAAAUGUAUCGGUUUCAACUUUUGAUAUGGAAAAUCAAAAAUUUGAAUCUACUGAAAGUGAAUAUAAGAUUGAUGAAAAGCAAGUCAAGAAAAAAUCACCAUUCACUAUUGUUACUUUAAUUUUACUAGCUGCUGUUAUUUGUAACAUUGUUGGUAUGUCUAAUCUUUCUGGUUCAACUGCUCCAGAUAAUACUACAGAAACUUUAAUCAAAACAUCUGCGGUUUUGUUUUUGGUUGGUAUGAUUUUAUUGAUUCUUGCUUCGAUCUAUCUUAUAAUUGUUUCCCCGAAUAAUAAACCGACUUGUACAUUAUUGAUUGUUAUUUUGUUGAUUUUAAUAAUAAGAUGUAUUUAUUCGUUAUUAAGUGCUUUUCAUGGUGUUAAUUUCAAUCAACCAAGUCAAUAUAUGUUAAUCUUUGGCGAUUCAAAAUAUUAUGGGUUUUUAGCUUUAUUGCCAGAAGGUGUUGCUGGAAUCUUAAUUAUGGUUGUAUUUUUUCAAUGGUAA